AUGUUUGAGAAGGGGAACAGUGUGGUUGGCGGCGGUGAAGAUCCAGUGCCGCCAGUGGAGCUGCGAGACGGGCCUGUCAGAAAGUACCUCGUGACUGACCCGCCUGCAGAUUUGCACAAAUUGAGGGCACACCGGUCGCUGUUUGAGAAGGCGACUGAUUCUCGUACUUGCGAUGGUUACAUGUGCGGUGCGUCUGUUCAAUCUUGGUUGUCCCGACAGCGUCGUGUUCGACGAGGUGCAUUUUGGUGGGUUUGCGGCGGAGUACCUAAGGGGUACCUUUUUUAUGGACGUACACCCUCCAUUGGCCAAGAUGCUGUACGCUGCCGUGGGCGGUCUUGGUGGGUUCGAAUGGUGAAUUACCUUCGAAACAUCGGGACUAAAUUCCCAUCGGAUGUGCCCUACGCGUUUAUGAGGACUUUCUCAGCUGUCUGUGGGUCAAUGACCGUGCUUCUCAUGUACUUCACGCUCAGGUUUUCAGGGGUAUCCAUCGCAGUCGCGUUUCUAGCAGCUGUAUGUUUCAUCGUGGAAAACUCGUACGUUACUAUCUCGCGGUACAUCUUGCUCGAUGCACCAAUGAUGUUUUUCAUCGCGUUUGCAGUUUACUCGUUUAAGAGAUUCGAAUUGUACCCACAGGAUUCCUGGGCGGCACUUAGGUCACUAGCGUUGACAGGUGUCGGUUUAGGGUUCGCUGCGUCUUCCAAAUGGGUCGGACUGUUCACUGUUGCCUGGAUCGGUCUACUUUGUAUCUGGAGGCUCUGGUUCAUGGUGGGGGACUUGUCCAAAUCACCACGCAGUAUCCUGAAAUCAGCAGUGUGGAAGCUGGUGUGUCUCCUCGGUAUCCCAGUGGUCAUAUACAUCGCUAGUUUCUACGUUCACUUCCAAAUCCUGACAAAGGAGGGUGACGGCGCAAGUUUCUUCUCCUCAGGGUUCAGGUCCACUUUGGAGGGGAACGCAAUCCCACAGGGGAUGCUCGCAGAUGUCGGUAUCACCUCGACGGUAACGUUCAAACACCCAGGGACUAUGGGCGGGUACUUGCACUCGCACAGUCACAUGUACGAGACCGGUUCCGAACAACAACAGAUCACUUUGUACCCACAUUUGGACGACAACAACAAGUGGAUCAUCGAACUCAGUAACUUCCCAGGUGCCACCCUGCCGAGCUUCCAGAACCUCACUGACGGUACAUCCAUCAGACUGCUCCACUCGUUGACUCACUGCAGAUUGCACUCGCAUGACCACAAGGCACCAGUGUCCCAGUUUGCGGACUGGCAGAAGGAGGUCAGUUGCUACGGUUACACUGGGUUUGAAGGUGACGGCAACGACGACUGGAUAUUGGAGAUCGAUAAGGACGCCUCGACCCCGGGCCCCGCACAGGAACGUGUCGUCGCACUAGACACAAAGUUUCGCCUGAGACACGCGCUGACAGGGUGUUUCUUGUUUUCCCACGAAGUGCAACUCCCUGAAUGGGGGUUUGAACAGCAGGAGGUCACCUGCGCGACCCAGGGUAAACCGCAUCUCACUCUGUGGUACAUUGAGGAUAACGUGAACCCAUUGCUCCCCAAGGAUGCACCAAGGACUUCGUACCGUCUACCUGGGUUUUGGGAAAAACUUGUCGAGUCCCACAGUAAGAUGUGGCACAUCAACAAGAACUUAGUCGAGUCGCACGUUUACGCAUCCAUGCCAUACACCUGGCCGCUGAUGACCCGUGGGAUCAGCUACGUGGGGGAGGAAAACAGAGCCGUAUACCUCUUGGGUAACGCCAUCAUGUGGUGGUCCGUAUCACUGUUUGUCGUCCUCUUCACAGGCCUUGUUGCCGCAGAACUGCUCGCAUGGCAAGUCGGAAAACCGAUCUUGCAGGACACACACGUCGUCAACUUCCACGUACAGGUGAUCCACUACCUGUUAGGGUUUGCCGUGCACUUCGCACCAUCCUUCCUGAUGCAGAGGCAGAUGUUCCUACACCAUUACUUGCCAGCGUACUACUUUGGUAUCUUGGCGUUAGCACAAGCGCUAGACCUCGUCGCCAACUACGUCUUCAAGAGAAACAGGACUUUCGGUGUCGCCUUUGUCGUCGCCUUCACAUUGUCGUGCAUCUACUUCUUCAACACGUUUAAACCUCUCACCUACGGUACCCCAUGGACGAAGGAGGAGUGUCUGAAGACGCAGUGGUUGUCGAACUGGGACUACAAUUGCCAUUCGUUCCUGGACACAUACGAGGAAUACAAUCAAGUAUCCGCUGUUUCACCAGAGUAA
Huiozyma naganishii CBS 8797 is the source of this 2253-nucleotide messenger RNA. RefSeq names its product dolichyl-phosphate-mannose-protein mannosyltransferase PMT1 (gene PMT1). Gene Ontology annotation, cellular component: membrane; endoplasmic reticulum. The record is from RefSeq and is a predicted model, not a curated record. The transcript has a single exon. Lineage: Eukaryota; Fungi; Ascomycota; Saccharomycetes; Saccharomycetales; Saccharomycetaceae. Gene Ontology annotation, biological process: protein O-linked glycosylation via mannose. Bases 1 to 2253 code for a protein of 750 amino acids. Gene Ontology annotation, molecular function: dolichyl-phosphate-mannose-protein mannosyltransferase activity.